Molecule: messenger RNA, 193 nt
Organism: Protopolystoma xenopodis
Lineage: Eukaryota; Metazoa; Platyhelminthes; Monogenea; Polystomatidea; Polystomatidae
Source: the annotation of a GenBank genome assembly
UAUGGCCAGCUCUCCGGCCUAGUGGAGCCUGUCGCUGGGAUACUGGGCUGUCUGGCCGUUUCAUUUGUCAGCUCUUUGCAGCCCUAUGCACUUGGUUUUGCUGCUGGGGCCAUGUUGUUUGUCAUAUUCGAUGAUCUUAUCCCAGAAGCGCAGUCCCGGUAAAGAUACUAUGCAUUAUUUAUUUGCUUUUUAA